ACACAAUAGCGAUUUAAAUGUUGGGAAGCCAUAUUGAUUACUGGUGAAGUAAGUGUUCUUCGAAUUUUAUCAGUCAACAUCGAUUUCACCGUGCUGUUGAAUUUUGUGCAAGUGGGCAAAUCUAGUCCGAUAAUUAUUCUGGGAUCUGUUUUUGUUAAUUCGUACGGGUGAACGCAUAGCUCAAGUUUAGACUUCCUUCAUUACUUGCCUGUCUGCCUAGAGAACAAUAUGGCUUGCGCUACGUUGAAAAGAACGCUGGAUUUUGACCCUGUUCAUAGCCAUGGAAGAGCUUCUAAGCGUAGGCGAUGCAGUCCUAUGUGUAUAUCGCCUAAUUCUCCACCGACUAAUCAGAUGGAACUUAACCCCUCACCUUUUGUGGAGGUUUGCCCUAAGUUGACGCCUGAAAAAAUGGCGGCAAGUAUUCGUGAAGAAAUUCGGAGACUGCAUCGCCGUAAGCAACUUAAUUUUUAUCCAGGUCAGGAUAGUCCAAGUCAUGAAUCAUCGUCGUCUGAUGGGGCAAUGGAAUCUCCAGGUUCUCCUACUACCUCAAGUUUUGCUACGACUUACUCCCCAUCAACAAAGGAAAAGCCAUUGUUUACUUUUCGCCAGGUUGGGAUGAUUUGUGAACGUAUGUUGAGAGAGCGAGAAAACCAAAUCAGGGAAGAAUAUGAUCGUGUUCUCAAUACUAAAUUGUCUGAGCAAUAUGAUGCUUUUGUCAGAUUCACUUAUGAUCAAAUCCAGAAACGCUUUGAGGCAGCAGCAGUUCCCAGCUACUUGUCCUAAAUUAACAGCUGUUGCUGGUGAAGUUCCAGUACCUCUAGCCAAGCAACAUCUAUCAAGAAACAAGUUUUUUCCUCUUUAGUCUAAAUGCUGUGCCUCAUUAAAUAACUUGCUGAAAGUACUGAAGAGACUAGAAGAGAUGGGUUGAAAUUCAAUUAUGGAAACAGUGUUCAAAGCUUUGGUUCUGUUUCUCCUCUUUCACUUCAUUACGCUUCACCAAAGCUUUUUACAUAAUUCUCUAAAACAGGGAAAGUGUGUGUAUGGCAGGUCCUCCCUCCUCCAUUUUCUUCUAUAAUUAAUUGGUAUGUAGAAAAUUUGUAACUUUCAGCUGAGUACCAUGAACACAUGUGGCCAGUUGGAAAUAAACUGUUUAUAUGUAAUAUGCGUUUAUACUGAAUCAUCAAUCCAAAACUACUGACAUUCAGCAGUCAUUUAGUAGAAUUAUCAUGGAACUUGUUCCUUAGUCUUAGGUAAAACAUUUUGCGAACUUGUUUUGGAGUGGUCCAAAAUUAUUAAUACAUGAAUAUGUUAAUGAACUCCGAUGACUACACAGUGCAAGAGCUGUGCUACACGUGAAUAGUUAUGGUGAAAAAGUAGAUUUGGAACUGUUAAGGUUCCGUUCCCAUGGUGUAUAUAAAUGCACUGUGAGAUGUGGCACCUGUAUUAAUAGUCCUUAAGACUUUAUUUGUAGUGGUGAAUUGUUUGUUAAUAAACACUGUCAUGGAAAUUCAAAUUUAGUGGGAAAUCAGUAAGGCUGUCUCUAUAAAAAUAUAUUAAUUUAAGUUGAUUUUUGAAGCAGGUAUCUUGUUUUAUAAUCUUUAAUUAAGUUGGUGUUGUGUGAAUGAAAUCUUGUAAGGUUUGCUUGUGUUGAAUGCUGUUCUGAAAGAACAGAGGUUUGUGGCAAGAAACUAACUCUUGUAAUACUUCUAAGUUGUUUUUGAAAAUGUUUUCAGAUAGUAAAUAAAAACCUUUUUAUUUGCUGAAGAUAUGCUGGCAUUUGUUAAGAGUGCAGAUUUUGCUUGUAUUGUUGCGAAGUUUAAUGGAAGCACGUUGCUGAGGAGUGUGUGAAAAACCUUAAUGUCCACCAAUUUUUCACUCUUCAGGGAGCACACUUUUAAAUGUAUGUUGAAGACCCUCAUAAGUGAACAUAGAGAUUUAAUAAAUUGUUUUCUUGCAAUACAGGAUAUGUUGAGAAAUGACUGAAAUGAAUGUUUCUAUCUGCACAUUUCAACAUAACAGAAUUAAUAAGCCAUUUAGAACAUGGUUUGUUGAUGAAGAAUUCAGUUAAUAUGUAAAAUAAGGAAUUGACUUACAAAUUUUCUGUGCAUGAACAUUUGUGUUGGUUUGGUGUGUUUAAAAAUUUUGAUGUGAACUGGGCAUGAGUUGAUGAAAUGCUAGUGUUGCUUCUUAUUUCAACCUUGUUAAUGUUUUUAUUUUUAUUUUGUACUUUUAUGCUUUGUCAUAGUGUGCACCAGCAAACAAAAAAGGUAACUGUCCGAAAAGUAACUUAAAAAGACAGGAAUUGUGGAUUUUAUGCUUGAUUGAAAAAUGAAAAAUGGCGAUGUGAAAAUUAUUCGCGUUUGGUAAGAUUCGAAAAAAAUUUCUGAUUUUUAACAAUAGUCGUUAUUGUUUGUUUCAUUAAUAGUUUCUAAAUGUCCUUUACACAAUGUUUAAUACUGAUUAAAAUGUUUGCUAGUGCAUGCUCAAAUCAAAAGCAUUUAGUGUUAGUUUUAUUUUAAUUUGUAAGCUGGUUUUGUUUGAAAACUGACGUUGACAUGUACUCUUGAUUUUAAAAAUUGAAGUAGAUUUUAGACUAGAAGUAAAUGCAUUGCCAUUUAUUGUAGGAUGAGAUACAAUUUCGUGAAAUCAGUUUCGGAGGAAUCUUUGAUGGUUGAAUAAUAAAUGGACAAUAAUUAUUAUUAUGAAACUUCGCCAUACAUCUGUGUUUACCGAUACUCUUGCAAAAUGUGCAACAUGGGAGUAUUGGCUUCUUGAGAAGUGUUGAGUGUAUGUGAAAUGUAAUAGUGCCCUUCAACUUUUAUUGUAGAAAGACAAACAGGAACCGCUGUGCAAGAAGUGUUCGGUUUCCAUCUAUCCAAACAUCUCUGAAAUAUCAUUAUGAAAAUUAAAGUGAGUAGUGAAAUAAAUCGACUAACAGUCAUUAUUAAAAAAUAAGAUGAAUAAUUGCAAUUUUAUUGCAACAAAGGCACAAAGCAUCUAAGAAUAAUAGUCCAACAAAAUGUUCUGUUGGCAAGUUAAUUUUAUCUGUAGCUGUGCAUGGAACUGUAUUAAGUGUUACUUUGUUAGUGGCACGUCCCUGAUAAUGAGCAACUGGACGUGUCACUGGAACUUGUAUAUUUAUUUCAUAUCAUUGACGAUCAGUACAUUAGGAUACGUAUCCUACAGACUACUCUUGACAUAUGUACAUAGGGAUUGCAAAAGGAGAAAACUUCAGUACUCAGCACUGUGAACCGUGUGCAUGUGUAACAGGUACAUAAAUGUGUGGGUGUGUGUGUAGUUGUUCACCCUCACAAGUUUCUAUGAGAUUGCGUAACUUGUAGAUCCUGCUGUAAUUAAUGGAUGGUUUGUAACUUUUUUUUGCCUCAGCCUUAUGGGACCUCAAGCAUGUCAGUUUGUAUUAUACAAUUGAGACAUUGCACAACAUACCCUGUGUGUUGCUCUUUGAAUCUAGAAAUACCUUGUGUAAGUUUAAUUGUGGAAAGAACAAAACUUUUGGCAAUGGAAGGUAGGGAGUUUUGUAUGUUGCCUACAUUCCUAAACCUUUCUGUAUACUACUAGUGAUAGUUCUAUACAAAGCUUCUCAGAACAUUUUUGAUUUAGUUAAGUCUUAAAAAUAUUAGAUUGCAUUGGAUAAUCGUAUCUCAAGGAAGAUCAUUAAAUUUGUGCUGAUUGUCAAUUUUGUUUUUCUAUUCCUCAAUCUCAAACCCAUUUUCAUUUGUGUACUUAAUAAUUUUGAUAAUGGUAAAGAUAUUAAUCUGCUCUUAAAAUUAAAAUACUUUAAAGUAGUAAUUUACCGUUUAAUUGUACUUAAUCCUAGUACUGAGGUCUUUCUGGACCACACGAUUAAUUUAAAUAUUUUUCUGGAUAUUUGCAGGAUAAUUUCAAUUUUCUAGAAUAACCUUUGGGCACUUAAGAAGGCACCAAAGAAUUUUCGGAUCAUACAAAUUUUAUUAGUUACUAAUUUUUUUUUUUUCUUCAUUACAUGGGACCAGAUUGACAUGAAGUAUAGUUUUUCCCACUUGUUACAUAUUAUGAAUUUCAUAAAAUAACUAUACCAUCAGAACUGAUUUAUCUUGAAAUAAUUUUCACAACUUAAAAAUAUUCGUGAAGCAUUACGCAUCAAUGGAGGUUAUUUAUA
Molecule: messenger RNA, 4159 nt
Organism: Gryllus bimaculatus (two-spotted cricket)
Lineage: Eukaryota; Metazoa; Arthropoda; Insecta; Orthoptera; Gryllidae
Source: the annotation of a GenBank genome assembly